UUUUUGCCUUUUCGGCUCAAAGCUUAGCUGAGCUUCGCCUGGCAGGGGACUGGUACCGGCACUUCAGGUGUGCUUUCAGGCGACUACCAUGAUGACAUCGCACAGAGGGCAUUGGACUAAACAUUGCGGUAUCAGGACAGCAGGAGCGAGAGUCAUCGGAAGCCAUAUUCGUGUUCGAAAACAUCCCAUUUUGCGCCGAAGCUGGCAGGUGCUUUCUGUCGUACACCAUUGGUAAUUGGUACCUCUACCAAUGCGCUGCAAGAAAACACCGCUGUCAUAUCCUGAAUUAGUAUCGGUUUCCUGAACUUGUUCCUGGAAAGUUAGCACCGGUAAGGGUAAGGGCAGGUCCAAGGGUGUGCUACCACUUUAUCAGAUCAGGCUUCAGCGCAUCCACACCCCAAUCGGCUCAGAUUUGCCCAUGCCAAUUGGGCGCGAUCGUAGCAUUGGCGUCACUGGUUGCUAUCGCAAAUACUAUGUAUGUCUGCUGGUGAUACACAAUGCGUGGAUCAGGGAACGGCAGACUCACACCAGUCCAACCGAGCUUACCAACUCCUCUCUGUGAAGGCACUUGUGAAGAAUUGUAGUGCCAUGACGUCUCAUCAACGUGGAGAUGGAACGGUUCUUCAUCGACGUCGCCAGGGUAGUGAUGGAAUUCUUGAAUGGCACCCAUUGGCCACCAACAGCGUACGGCGCCAGCAUUGGCGAAUGUUCAAUGGAACGCGAUCAUCGGGGGAGGCUCCUCCACGUGCGAGGUUCAGUGCAAUGCGGAAACAUGGAUUGACUGUGGACAGUUUUGUGGGUUCAACUCAGGAAGCCUUAUAUUUCUCAAGAUUUCAGCACGGUGCAAGCUGUCACUGCUGACCAUCCAGUCAACGCACCAGGGCCGAGCGCAAAGCCGGCUGAAAGACAGAACCCGCGAUUAUAUCCUCUCGCCUUGGAGCAGAAUGCAGGUCAAAGGCCAAGGGUUAGCAGGAGGCGCGUCCUCAAAUCCAGGAAAAUUGUCAGAGGAGAGUACCCAUGAAAGCUGUGUGGGAAAAUGUGAGUCCGUAUCAGUUGAGACAAGUGUCAAUUCUCAGAAACUGGCGAAAGUAAGUUUAAGUAACAUGUGCUGAGCGCAACGCUGUAUCCUCGUUGAAUACGAUGAGCAUCAGAGAUGAACACCAGGGGUUACUGUAAAAAACUGUUAUGAGUUCGCCAGCCAACAUUGAUGACUUGCAACCGAGAACGAUCCGACAGCGCAACGUGCUAAGAAGCUCACCCGGCGCGGCAGUGAGAUUCUUCCAGCAUGUACGCUGUCAAGCCUUGCCUCAAAACCCCCUUUUCCCCGUCACCCAAAGGCAAAGUAAAAACGGUGAUCUCGAUCGUUCUUCGUUCUUCCUUUGCUCGGUCAUCUAUCUGGGGGUCAGGCGACAUCAGCAAGUCCAGCAACCCUUUGGCGCAAGAUGUUAGCGGCAUUUACCAACCUCAACUGGCAUUGGGAUGGUCCACGUUUGCUGGUGCUGGAACUCGCUAACAAAACCCGCGCCUGGACAUGUCACCAUUGUACUCUGCAGAUACUCACUCGCACCUUGGCCCGGAUGCAACAAUGGGCCAGCCCUUAAUCAAGUGCACACAGUGUACAUUCGUAUUCCCAUCCGCUUGCUUCCGGUUUUGCGCGGUUAGUAAUCACUCCCGGCUACGACCAGGUUGCGGUUGGCUCGAAUGCUUCUCGCGUCUCAGCCACUUCGGGAACCCUACGCCUGCCAAGGAAGAAUAUGGCGCUUUGUAAUGCCGACUUGCAACCCCUAAAUAGUCCAUGAUACCUAGACGAGGAUCUUACAGCAGGGCUGAGUGGCAGACUAUCCCCGGUAUCCGACGGUAUACGCCCUCGCGUUCUCAUAGAAAGCGAGCACGAUGCAAGACAGCAAUGGACAUCUCCUCGGAAGCAACUGGUCGGGUACAAGUACUGCAGGUAUAAAAACCAAUUUGGUCACAGCCAUUAAGUGUGGGUGUUGUCACAGAUCCAAGCCAAAUAUCCCAUCUCUCAAGCGAUCAAGCCAUCAGCGGCUUCCUUCAAUAUACCAUGUCUAGCACAACCCUCCCUAGCACCAUGCGUGCGUUGUUGCACAACCAGAAGACUCAAAGUCUCGGUAUCGGCUUCACUCCUCUGCCGAAGCCAUCUGCAGGUCAAUACCUCAUCCAGCCUGAUGCGGUGGCAUUAACUCAGGGUGAACUUCUCUGGCCACGACCAGAAGACCUGACUGUUUCCAGUCCAGGGGUCGAGUUCGCGGCACGCAUUGUCACCUCUCCUUCACCGGCAUCCAAGUUCCAGCCCGGAGACCAAGUCUACGGUCGUGUAACAUUCCCACAACCCGGGGCUGCUCGAGAAUAUUCUGUCUCGAAUGAUGAGGAGCUUGCACUGCGCCCAAAGAGCAUGUCCAUCGCGGAAGCUGCCACCGUCCCGGUCAGUGCACUCACCGCGUGGCAAGCCUUCUUCGAGCAUUUCGGUUUAACUCCGCCCACGGAGCCACGGAGCCACCAUCACUAUUCGCCGCCCCGUAUCCUCAUCACUGCUGCGUCAGGAGGCGUGGGCAUUUGGGCGGUUCAGCUUGCCAAAUUGAUCGGUGCGUAUGUUGUUGGCACCUGCAGCACUUUAAACCUUGGAUUUGUCAAGGACCUCGGAGCUGAUGAGGUCCUCGACUACAAGCACACAAACAUUCGAGAAUGGGCUGAGGAGGACGAGGCACGCAAAGUUGAUCUUGUGCUCGACUGUGCGGGACGCGCGUCACUCGAUCAAGCAUGGUUUGCCGUCAGAGAAGGGGGCAAAGUUCUGACUAUCGUACCACCGGCAGACAUGCAGUGGAAGUUUGUCCUUGACCGGCCGGAGGGCGUGAGCGACUCAGUUUCUGGCAACUUCUUCGUAAUGCAUCCGUCUGGCGACCAGCUGAGCAAAAUCACAGAGUUGGCCGAGCAAGGUAAGGUAAAGGCUGUGGUAGACAGUGUUUGGAAGUUUUCGGAGUAUCAGAAAGCUUUUGAGCGUCUGAGCUCGGGUCACACAAGGGGGAAGGUGGUAGUCACCAUUGAUAACGAGGAAUAAGCUUGGGACAUCGAGGCAUGAAUAGAGUGAAUAGACUUAUAUAUGUUAUAUAUAGGCCGCUCUACUCGUAGAACACCAAGCAUCGCACCUCAAUGCUCUGCCGCCCAGGUGCAUCCGCCGGCGUUUCAGGAUCCACGAAUGCUGUGUGUGGCGUGCAGUCUGCCAAACCAGGCCGGCCGCCCGGGUUAGCUUGGCUGAAAGAAUCAAAACAUUUGAUGAACAUUGCCUCGUCGGGCGUCAUAUCUUUCUGAUAAUAAAAUCUGUGGUUUUCGU
Molecule: messenger RNA, 3349 nt
Organism: Exophiala dermatitidis NIH/UT8656
Lineage: Eukaryota; Fungi; Ascomycota; Eurotiomycetes; Chaetothyriales; Herpotrichiellaceae
Product: zinc-binding oxidoreductase
Exons: 2
Coding region: 2063-3076 (337 amino acids)
Molecular function (GO): oxidoreductase activity
Source: RefSeq, a predicted model, not a curated record